CCCCCCGAACACCCGAGGGGGCGGCGAGCUGCGGGCAGGCCCGGGCCGGGCGGGAGGCGGCGGCAGCUCGGCCCGCCGCCGGUGGUGCUGCGGGGCGGAGGUACCGCUGAGGCCGCCGGGCUGGUGAAGAGCCCGUAGCAGAACAGGGUUUCCCUGCGGGGCCUCGCUCCCCCCGGAGUCCCAGCUCGGUACCCGCCGGCUCGGGGUGUCCGCCGGCUGGUGGCGGCGGGUCACAGCGGCGGGCAGAGAGCCCUGGCGGCGGCCGGGCGGCCCUGCCGGGCCCCGGGGUAACAGAGCUGUCGCUCGGGCCGGACCUGAAGCUCCGCGCUCGGCAAGGCAUCUCCAAAGAGCCCUUCUGUUGUGUGUGCGUGACCUUUGCUUAAGGAUCAUGGAUUUUCCAGGACACUUUGAGCAAAUCUUUCAGCAGCUCAACUACCAGAGGCUUCAUGGCCAGCUUUGCGACUGUGUCAUUGUGGUGGGGAACAGGCAUUUCAAAGCCCAUCGCUCUGUUUUGGCAGCAUGUAGCACACAUUUCCGAGCUUUGUUUACUGUCGCAGAAGGAGAUCAGACUAUGAAUAUGAUUCAGCUGGACAGCGAAGUGGUGACAGCAGAAGCUUUUGCUGCUCUGAUAGACAUGAUGUAUACUUCCACACUAAUGCUUGGGGAGAGCAACGUUAUGGAUGUCUUGCUGGCUGCUUCUCACUUACAUUUGAACUCUGUUGUUAAAGCAUGCAAACACUACCUUACUACCAGGACACUGCCGAUGUCUCCACCGAGUGAUAGAGUUCAAGAGCAAAAUGCGCGCAUGCAGAGGUCUUUCAUGCUCCAGCAGCUUGGACUGAGCAUCGUGAGCUCUGCCUUAAAUUCCACUCCAAGCACAGAGGAACAACCAAAUACUAUGAGCUCCUCGAUGAGAAGUAACAUCGAGCAACGCACUACUUUUCCCAUCCGUCGUCUCCACAAACGUAAACAGUCUUCUGAAGAUAGAGCCAGACAGCGCAUAAGGCCUCCCAUGGAUGAGUCUGUUUCCGAUGUGACUGCAGAGAGCGGGCAGUCAGUAGUUCAUUCACGGGAAGAUUUCUUCUCACCAGAUUCACUGAAGAUUGUGGACAACUCUAAGGCUGAUGUGGUUGCUGAUAACCAGGAGGAUAAUACUAUUAUGUUUGACCAGUCUUUCAGUGCUCAGGAAGAUGCUCAAGUGCCCAGCCAGUCUGACAACAGCGGAGGAAACAUUUCGCAGAUGUCCAUGGCAUCCCAGGCAACACAGGUGGAAACGAGCUUUGACCAGGAGGCUGCCUCUGAGAAGAACAACUUCCCAUGUGAGAAUCCAGAGGUCAGUCUGAAUGAAAAAGAGCACAUGAGGGUGGUGGUAAAGUCUGAGCCCUUGAGUUCCCCAGAGCCUCAAGAUGAGGUGAGCGAUGUCACUUCCCAAGCAGAGGGCAGUGAGUCUGUUGAAGUGGAAGGAGGAGUAGUGAGCGCAGAGAAGAUAGAACUGAGUCCUGAGAGCAGUGAUCGUAGCUUUUCUGACCCACAGUCCAGUACCGAUAGGGUGGGAGACAUCCAUAUUAUGGAGGUGUCAAAUAACCUGGAACACAAGUCUACUUUCAGUAUUUCCAAUUUUCUAAAUAAAAGCAGAGGUGGUGGCUUCGGUGCUAGUCAAAACAGUGAUGACAACAUUCCAAAUACCACCAGUGACUGCAGAAUGGACAGUGAUGCUUCUUAUCUGAUGAGUCCAGAGUCAGGGCCUGCUGGUGGCCAUUCAUCCGCCACUGUCUCUCAUGUCGAGAAUCCAUUUACCGAGCCCGCAGACUCUCAUUUCGUUAGACCAAUGCAGGACGUGAUGGGUCUUCCCUGCGUGCAGACUUCUGGUUACCGGGCAGCGGAGCAGUUCAGCAUUGAUUUCCCACGGUCGGGCUUGGGCUUGCAUUCCCUGUCAAGGGCAAUGAUGGGCUCAGUAAGAGGUGGAGCUAGCAGCUUUCCUGGCUACCGCCGCAUAGCCCCCAAAAUGCCUGUGGUGACCUCUGUCAGGAGCUCGCAGCUGCAAGACAACUCAUCCGGUUCCCAGCUGAUCAUGAAUGGGACCACUUCUUUUGAAAACGGGCAUCCGUCACAACCUGGUCCACCGCAGCUGACGAGGGCGUCUGCAGAUGUCCUUUCAAAAUGCAAGAAGGCCUUAUCUGAGCACAACGUCUUGGUUGUAGAAGGUGCACGCAAGUAUGCAUGCAAGAUCUGCUGCAAGACGUUUUUGACCUUGACAGACUGCAAGAAGCACAUCCGUGUGCACACGGGGGAGAAGCCUUACGCCUGCCUCAAGUGCGGCAAGCGGUUCAGCCAGUCCAGCCACCUGUAUAAACACUCCAAGACAACCUGCCUGAGGUGGCAGAGCAGCAACCUGCCCAGCACGUUGCUUUAACCUUCUCCACCCUGGGCCUGAAGGAGAGCGCCGGUGCAGAUGUCUGGCUCCUUGAAGCACCACAGGAACAUGAACACUGUUUUCUUCAAGGCUGCAGGCUCAGAGGCUGCUCUCGUUGGUCCGUGAACACGUAGCGUGUGAUUGUGCCACACACACAAAAGUCUUGGUUCUGUCAAUUGGGGAUAUUACUGUACCUACCUCACAGGGGUGUUGUGAGGCUUAACGAGCUGUAAGCGAAGAACUUGGAGGUCUGCAGUAGUGCGCUGCGGCUGUGUGAAGCGUUACUGUGACGUACGCUCAGGCCUUGGGCUGAUGGGGAUACAAUCUCUAAAGCGAAGCGGUUCCUUUGCAGGGCAGAGGGGUGAGAGCGUAGUUGUCUCAUGAAGUAGGUUUCAAGAGUGAGAAACUGAAGUGCAAAUUUCCUCUUUUUUUUUUUUCUAAAAUAUUUUGUAAAAGUGACAGCAUUUAAAUAAAUGACCUGUAAAACAAGUUGCCGCAUUAUGUGUGGACAGUAAUGCAAGAGUUGUUUGCUGUAACUAACGCAGACUGCGUAUCUUUAAAAGAGAAAAACGCCUUUGGAUGCACCUGUCUGACAUAAUGCUUUAAAAUAUGCUAAUUAUAAAAAUAGUUCUAGGGUUAUGAAUGUAUGUUUGGCUGUUUUGUAGUAAAGGACACUGUGUAAUGAAGGUGCUUAAAUUAAAUCCAAGACAAGUAACUUUUGGACUACCAGAUGUAUAUAUACUUUGAAUACAGCAAGAUCUGGAUGUUUGACUGAUUUUUUUCUGUAGAAACUUGUAUUAAGUGAUAAGUGAAGUACUGUUUCUUGUUCGUGCUAUUCUUAGCCGUAUUUUAACCAGUUUGUAUCUCCUCUGUUAAAAUUCUAUAUACACAGAAGUCUGAAAAGAGCUUGUCUUUGUCUGCUUUGUUAUUUUGAAGGAGAGAGAUAAUUUGUGAUGGCUUUUUUUACUGUGUAAGAUGGUCUCUUGCUGUUUCCAGAUGCUGAUACUCAGUCUGAUCCCUGCUAUUGUGUAAGCAUAUUGUCCUUUUCUGACACUCUUAUCAUCAGGCUUUAAUUUCCUCCUCUGUACACUUACUUUCUACUUACUUACUACUGUGGAUUGUUCCUCAGAUCAAACCAGUCUGGAAUGAUCCUCAUUUGCCAUAUUUAUGUCUCUCUAUAAAGUGUAGUUAUCAAAUCCAGUCCUUCCACUUAAAGUAGUGUCAUAGAUGUACUUUUCCACGUAAAUUAAAAAAAUCUAGCAUAAAUUUAAUUUAAAAAAUAGCACUGUACGCUUUGUAUAGCAGAAAUUCAGUGAUCAUUACUCUUCAAGUGAAUCAUGUAAAUCUUGUUUUAAUUUCCUCCUCUUUGAUAGCGUUGUAACUAAUACUCUCUGCAGUCUCUUUUUUCCUUUGUUAAAGAUGCACGUGAACUAACUACUGGCGUUCAGCAUAUUAGGUUUCUAAAUACAGUUUUGGAGCACUUCUGCUGAUAAAUGUUGCUCUGCCAUUGGGAGCUGGGUCAGGGCUACAGCGUGUCCGUUGUGUUCAGGAGAGAGAGGAUUUGCGUUUCCUGGUAUUUAAGUCACAGAGCAACAGCUCUCUGUUAAUAUAAAAAAAAUUUGCAAGCCUUCCCCUGUUUGUUUUGUUCUGUAUAGCAAAUGAAUUCUGUGUGAUGACGUUCAGCAGUUUUAUGGAGUUUGUGCUACCUAAUAGCAUUCUUAAACACCUUGGACUUAACAUUUGGAUAAACUGAAAACAAAAUCCUAAUCCACAGUCCUGUAGGUCAUUUAGCAGGAUUAGCUAUCAAAAUUGUUGAAGCGCAGAAACCAAACAGCCAUUGUCAGACCAAAGGAAACAUGGGCAUCUUUCUGUGCUUGGCUUUAUGUGAAAGAGUAGUCCACUAAUGAAGAAAUGUGUCUUCAUCUCUAAUUACAUUGCUCCACAUUGAAAAAAAAAAGCCAAAUGUCAGUCAAUGUGUCACUUGAUCAUGCAAGGUAAACAGAAACCUGGAAACACAGUGAAUGAUUGGAUUCAUGCCUUUAAAGUGCUAAGAUUUUGUUAUAGGAUUUAUUUAGUGGUUGCGUUUCUGGCUCUUGAUUUUAUAAGCAUUAAGGAAAUGUGCUGCAUUUUUUUAAAGCAUUAGGAUACGCCACAUUUUGUUUGAUAAUAAUUUUGAUAUCAGGGGACUAACAGCAUUGAGCUAUACUAAACAAUCUUACUGAAACAUCAAUAAAAUGCAGUAUUUUGUACUUUAAUAUUUUCUUGUGUUGCCUUAUUAGAUUGUUUCAUCUUCUUUGCAUUUCUAGUGUUUUGUUUUAAAAAUAGACGGUUUUUUACAUUUUCUGUCUGUUUCCUAGAGCACAUCUGAAUUCCUUGAAUUCUUAUGACGCAUAGGAAUAAAGCAUCUGUGAGAGUAAGGAGAUUAGAGUAAUUAAGUACUAAUAUGAACAGAUAAACAUAUUUAACUAUACUUUUGAUCUGUUUUUAUAAAAAAUUCAAUGUCAUUGUGAAAUAUCACACCUUGUGCGGAAGGACUUCUGUCCUCUUUCUUUAAGAAAAAAUUCAGCUUGGAGCAUUUUUGGAAGCAGCAGCUUUAGAUUUCUUUCUUCACUGGCAUCGGGUGCAUCUGGAGGAGCGCACUGCAAACCCAGCAGCCUGUGGCCGGCGUGCUGCUCCCCUAGUCUUCCAGUAUGAAGCAAUAUCUCAGAACGGUUUCUCCCCUUAGCUCUCCCCUGCCGUGAAAUGGGAGUAUCUCAUCUCAAAGCCUGCUAUCAUUGUCAAAGAGCUUAUUGCCUGGACUUUUGUAAAAAAUUAACUUUACAAAUGCUACAGUGAGAUCUCAUGUGAAGAUGUCAGUGUGUUAGUAUUCUGAAACAUCUGAAAAUAAACUCUACAUUUUUGUGCUGCUGUGUCUGACUUGAUUUACUUGCUGAUGUUACCCUGCGGCCUGCCAACAGCAUCUAAGGGGUUGGCUGAACAAGUGAUGCUUGUGUGUUAGCUGAUGGGGCUCUCUGUGUCACUGGAUCGCUUGGCAGUGCUAAAUAAUCCCGUGGAAACGUAGGCGCACACGCAGGCGUUUUUGUCAAAUGAGGCCAAGCACACAGUGCUGCCUGUGGCCGCCAUCUGCCUCACGCUGAGGCUUUGCCAAUUUGGAGAGGACGUGUGGUAUCUAAUCAACAAGAAGGGGGUCUCUAUUUGAGCCAGUAUGAAGCCUCGAAGGAUGGUGUUGCCCUGUCGAUGCUUUGUGAGCUGUUGGGACCAUCAGAGCGUGGCUGGACUUUGCCAUGGUGUCUGUCACCAGGCUCAGGGUGCUUUAGUGUCCCCUGGAGCCACCGCCUCGGUGUGCUGGGCUCUUCUGGCUCUCUCUCUGCGGGAGGUGACACUGAAGAUGUUUCAUGCAGACCAUUUGAGAUGCCCUGCGGCUUGGCUGACCUUGCAGCGAUUCUUGCUCCUGCCGCAGCCUUGAUGGGAAGGGGCGCGUUGCCUGCACCUCCCGCGUCGGAUGCAGGCUGGGAAACCUUGGCAUUCUGGGACCAUCUCUCCUUGUGCAUGGAGAUUAUUUACAUUCUUUCCAGCUGUAUCCGUUCCCUGAUGAGUUCACUUUGCAGCUGCACAGGUGCUGGGUAAGUGGCUGUGCAAUUAUUUUUGGUAACAACCUCUGAAUGCCCAUCCGUGACCCUCCAGGUCUGCAGUGCAAAGCACCUAACAGAGGCUGGUUUGUUAACUUGCUUAAUAAAAUGUAUUUGUGCUGAUGAGACCGAAUUGCUUGACAUGAUAGCAUCAUGCAUGUCUUGAAUAGACAGGGUAGUUCAGUAGAUUUUGAAAAGGCAUAAAAGCAGCAAUCUGUAAUUUAAAUAUAAUAUUGUGCUCUCUUGAUUCUCCUUAAUAAUAUAUGAAAAUAAGUUCAGUCUGGAGCUUCCUAUAGAAAGGAAUGACUCUGAACUAAUGUGAAGUGUCAGUUGGUCAUAGCCAUACGUCGAUACUACGUCUUUGUAACUGUGCAGGAGCGGAUGCUUAGCUGAGGCCCCGUGUUUACUUACGCUGUGGAAUUGCUUCUGAAGGCUUGGCCAUUCCUGCUGCAGAAAACGGUCUUGGAAAGACGCUGGCAGUUUCCUGUGGGAAAGCUUUCACAGAGGCUGGGCCGCCUGCUCAGUCCUCGCCGGUCGCCUCUGCCGCUGCAGCUCACUGCCGUCGGUGGCUGCCAGCCUUGUUGCAGCUGAUGCAGUCUCCCUUGGUCAGCCCUGGAGCAUCUCUUCCGAGAGUCAGCCCUGCAGAACGCUGCGACGCGCGAGAAGCAUCCCCUGCUCAGGACGCCCAGGGAGGGCUGUGGCCCUGGUGGGGGUUGUUAAACCUUGGAAAUGUUGGUACUGCGCGUGCUGAACUUCUGCAGCGAAUGCUCUCGCCUCUGCAGCAGUUUUACCUCCUUUGCUCCUCGCGAGGGGGCCAGCCCUCGCAAGGGGCUGAGAGGAGGACACACGACAGGCCACCGUCCCUCCUCCCGCGCCUCCUCCCUGCUGGGCUCGGGGCUCUGCCUCCAGCCGAUGGCGCGGGGAGCAGAGAAAUCAAUCUGCGGGCGUGAAAUGCUGCUUCCCCUCCUUGUGCAACAGCACCACCAGCCAUCUAACCACCAGGACAGGUCACCCAAAAGGCACCUGCCAAGGGAUUAUUGCUCUAUGACGGCCUGUGAAGAAAUACUUGUUCUUAGCAAAAACUAAUUGUAAAAGCCUGUACUUUACUCAGUAACAAUUUUGUUCCCAGUAGAAUAUACUCUUUGUAAGAGCUU
Molecule: messenger RNA, 7196 nt
Organism: Chroicocephalus ridibundus (black-headed gull)
Lineage: Eukaryota; Metazoa; Chordata; Aves; Charadriiformes; Laridae
Gene: ZBTB5
Product: zinc finger and BTB domain containing 5
Exons: 2
Coding region: 389-2413 (674 amino acids)
Biological process (GO): regulation of transcription by RNA polymerase II
Cellular component (GO): nucleus
Molecular function (GO): DNA-binding transcription repressor activity, RNA polymerase II-specific; protein binding
Source: RefSeq, a predicted model, not a curated record